Molecule: messenger RNA, 8499 nt
Organism: Tetrahymena thermophila SB210
Lineage: Eukaryota; Ciliophora; Oligohymenophorea; Hymenostomatida; Tetrahymenidae
Product: transmembrane protein, putative
Exons: 23
Source: RefSeq, a predicted model, not a curated record
AUGGAUUAUUUUAUGAGAUUCGUCAAAGAAGAGAAGCCAAAAAAGUAAAUAAAACCUGAAGUUAAAGAAAAAUAUAAAAUAUUAUUUAAAAAAAUUUUAACUUUGAAACCUUAAGAAAAGAAGAAUCUUUUCCUAAAGAUAUUGGAGCAGUAAUUAGUUUAAUCAUAUGGACACUUAUUUUAGAAAGACGAUGAAGAAUAAAAUAACCUUUAAAUAAAACCUGAGUCAAAUGGAAAAAUCUCUUUUGAAGAUUAGCAAGAUAAACAAAAAUAAAUAGAAAAUAGUAUUUAAUAACAAAACUAAUUAAAAGAAAUAUCCAUAAUUUCUUCACCUCCCUUAUAUUAAGAUAUGGGUAUUAAUUAACCAAAAGUCAAAGAAAUAAAGUCAAUGGAAAUGGUUAAAUUAGAAAGUCAAUUUAAUUAGCAAGGGAAUAAAGAUGAAUUUUCAAAUAGAAAUUCAAACUUUGAUUCUAAUUUAAGAUUGUUUAAUCUUCAAAAGUAAUUUAUUAGUUCUGAAAAUAAAUAAACUCCUAAUAAAAACUUACAAAAUUAAACCAUUAAUGAAGUAAUGUCUAAAGUUAAUUUUAAAGGUAUUAAGUUUUCAAAAAUAUUAAUUAGCAUUUACUUAGCUUUAAGGAUUGCAAGUAGUUAAAAAUGUCCUUAGUUGCAAACUUUCCAUAAUCCUAUGGCAGCAAGUGGAUAUGCUGCUAGAAAUGUCAUCAGAAUUCCAAAAACUAAUAUUUUGAUUAUCAACACAUUAUAUGAACAAUAUUAGGACUCAAGUAUAGUUUAUUACUAUGAUUUAUCAUCAAUAUCUGGCGAAACUAUUAAUGUCAUCAAGCCUGAUUAUGUAAUAAUUGAUAUGAAAUAUAACUCUCAAACAGAUUAAUUAGUAGUAUCUAAUUUUGAAACUCUUAUUUUUGCUGAUCCCUAUACAUUAAAGGCUUUAGUUUCUUAUUCUAUUCCAAAGCUCUCUGCAAUUAUGAUUUUAGAACAGACAAAUUACAUAUUAUUGACUAAUUUUUACAAUCAUCUACAAAUAUUUGAUUUUUUGUAGCAGAAAGUUUUACUUAAUAUGGAUAAUACAAAAUAAUUGACAGCUCAAUAUGGUAGUACAUAGCUUUAUCAAUUUAAAUCGAUUCUGUACUAACUUUCUACAGGAGAUAAAAUUAUUAUUACUUCAAAUGAUGCCGGUUUAAUUUCUUGGGGAAUAGAUCUUUAAAAUUUAACAUACUAAUUUUAUGGAUUUAUACCGAAUUCUUAAGUAAAUUUAGAUGCAAUACAUAGAUCAUUCACUAAGCAUCCAAUAGAUGAUGUAAUUUUUAUUGGAGGUAACUCUACUUAAAUCAUAGCUGUAAAAAUUCUAGAUAUCAAAAAUAGCAAAUAUUAACUUCUAUAUAAUACAUCCUUGAUGAAUGUAAAUUCUGUGAUAACAAAUUUAUUAUUUGUUAAUCUUUCGAAAAACAAAUACUAAUUAUGGGCAGGAGAUGGAGUUAAUAUUUACUAAGUAUAUUUGAAGGGAAGUAGCUAUACAAUAAAUAAAUUUUAUUAUUACUAAGCUGAUACUUUCUAUGAUUGGUAUUUAGUAUAAGAAAGUUAAUCAAUAAUUAUAUGUUCAAAGUUUUACUUAACAACUUUUAACUUUACCUCAUACAAGCAAACUUACUUUUUGUAUUUUUAUCAUAAUAUAUAUGCGAGAAGAUUCAUAUGGCAAAAUGAUGGUUAUAAUGAUAUAUUUGCUCUUCUUAGCGAAAACUAAUUAAAUUUAUAUGACAGAGGAAAUUUCGGAUAUACUUCAUAAUACUCAACUAAGCCAUAUCUUUAAAAGUUUAUUAGGUUCAAAUAUGGUAGCUUUUAUACAAUCAAAAUGCUAAAUGGUACAUGCUUUUACAAGGGGACAAAUGAUGGUUCAGAUAAGGGAAAUAGUUAUAUAGGAAUGUUUCCAAUAUUUCCAUUUUCAUAAGGAGAUACAAUAAUUGACAUAACUAGUAUUUACAAUCUAUAAUGGCCCAGUAUCAAUUAAAAUUUAGAUCCAUUCUUUUUGAAUAAUAAUAUAUGGGUUGCGUUUGCUUUUCCUUCUAAAGCUUCUACAGAAAAUUAUUUAUUUUAAUUGAUAAAUUGUAACUCAACAAAUCAGAGAAUUUAUCUUAAAUCCAAUCUUACUACAGACAAUUAAGUAAAGACAGCUUUUGCAGUAGCUUCUUUAGAAAAUAAAAAUAACUUAGAGCUUAUUGGAGUUGAUAAUUUAGGAACUGUUUAUUCAUGGGAUUUGAGUUAACAAGGAUUUCCUUUUAAGUUCUUUAUAAAUUUUAGUUUAUGCAAGAACUCUGUUAUAGGUGAUAUAUUUCAUUAUGAUACUUAAAAAAGAUUAAUAUUAUCUUGUGAUAUAUAAUAGAUAAGGGGAAUUAUUGCCGGUCAACCAAUAUAAAGAACCAUAAAACCAAAAAUUUAACUUAAUGAAAACCACCAAAAUUUUGAAAAAAUAUUGAAUAUUGCUUAAUACUAUUAAUAAAUGAUAAAUGGAGUAUCUAAUAUGGGAGUAGAUAUUUUAAUACAACCUGGAUCAAUAUUAGAUUUGAACAGCAAUUUUAUGAACUUUGAUUUUAAUUCAAUAAUUUCUUUGAAUUUUAAAAGUACCAUUUAAGGGAAUCCAGCUAGUUUGCUAAAUGUAAAUACUUUAGUCCUUCAAAACUAUAAUUAAAUAGGAUUUUAAGAUAUUAUAAUUUAUUUUGGAUAAAGUAGUCCACAAAAUUAAUGUGGUAUAUCUGUUUAAAACAUUAAAUAAGGUGUAACUUUUGAUAAUAUUUAAUUGUAUCUAUAAUUCUAAGUUUCUGAUAUAAAAAGUUGCUAAGUAAUUUAAGCAGAUUCAACUUAAAUUAGUAUUUUAAAAUAUGAAAUUUAAAACGAAGAUUUCACAAAUCACUAAUCUAUUAUUAGCUCUUUUAAUGCCACUUAGAUAAUAAUAUAAAAUAUGACUAUAGCUAAUAGUAAGCUUGGGUUAAAUUUUAGCGUCUUGAAAUAAUUAUCAAACUUGAAUGCAUACAUAAGCAAUCUUGAAAUAUCUGGAAACACAUGCUCUUAAGAUUCAUCAGAUGAUCAAAGUAUAUCUUAGUUAUUCUAAGCUGGGUAUUUUGUAGUGAAAAAUGUAAACAUAACAAAUAAUAUAUUUUGCAAAAAAGUUAUUUUUUAAGUAGAAAGUUUUCAAAAUUAAGAAUUUAAAAGUUUUUCUCUUCAAAAUAUUGACAUGAAAAAUAAUAAAUUCUAGGCUAGGACAUAAUAUAUCUUUUUUAGUGCUAUUUAUUCAAUGAUAGUUGUUCCAUAUCAUGAAUUAAAUCUGUAUAACAUAAACUUUUACAACAACACGCUAUUUAAGCUAAAUUUAAAUGACCUAAGUUCUUCAUAGUAUUUUUAAACAAAUAAAAUAGGUUCUAUAUAAAUUGAAUAAACAACUAUUUAGAAUCACUUUGAUAUAUAAUUAGCUUUGAUUGAGUUUGUAAAUAGUGUUUAUAUAAAUAACUUUUAGUGUUUUAAUGAUUAAUUAUAUCUAUCAUAGAUUCCUAAUUAAUUAGCGAUAGGAUGCUUAGAAAUGAAUGAAGUCUAGAACAUCACCUUUUUUAAUUUAUAAACUAUAAAUAAAAAAGUUUAAGAUUCUAGUAUAAUUGUAAUAAAAAAUAAAUUUACUCAAUCAGCUAAAUUUAACAUGACUAAAGGUAAUUUUACAAAUGUUUUUCUUAGUUAAACUGGUGUUAACACUGAAUCGACUCCAAUUUAUAUAGUUAGCGAUUAUUAAAUAGAAAUUACCUUAGAUUCUUGUGUGUUCCAAAAUAUCUUUUUAAACAGUGUACCUUUCACGAUUACUAUUUCAUCAACUGCUUUAUUUGUUUAAAAUUAUGUUGGAUCAGUUUUAAUUAAAAAUACUCAAUUUUAUAACUCUUAUAGCAAUUCGAAUUAUGGUUUUAUAUUCAUAUAAGCAAACACUUUUAUCCUUGAUACAGUAUAAUUUAAUAAUUCUACAUUUCCUAUAGAUAAAUCCUUGUCAAUGUUCAAUUCAGAAGGAGGAAUGAUUAAUGUAAAAGCUUAAGUAGUCAAUAUUUCUAAUUGUAACUUUAGUAAAUCAACUUCUUCAUAUGGAGCCUUUAUAUACUUUGAAUCAUUUAGUUAAGUAUUAAAUAUAAAUAUAAUAAGCACUAGCUUUAGUGAAGGAUAUGCCUUAAAUGAUGGAAGUGCUUUUUUCAUAGAUACUUUCGGUUAAUAGCUUAAUUUUAACUGCUAAAAUUGUGAAUUUAAUAAUUUAUAUACAUUCUAAAGUUAAGCAUCGACUAUUGGAAUAGAGAAGUACAUCAAGACAAAAAGCAAAAACCAAAGUAUCGUAUCAUUUUAUGGAGGAUAAAUUGUAAAUACUUAUGGCGAUAUAGAUAAUUACUUUUUGGAUGUAAUAAAUUAUAAUAUCUAAUUUAGUGGGAAAUAAAGAAUUCUAUCAGAAGAUUUCUCCUCUACUUCGCUAGCACAUUUAUUUUUCAAAGCUUAAAAUAAUAAUAAUUAUUAAUAUGCUACUUUAUUAAAUAUAAAAGAUUCAAAUUUAUCUAUGCAAGAUUGUUAUUUUUAAAACAUUUACAUAACAUCUAGUUUAUCAAAUUUCCCACUAUUAUUAAGUUCUACUAAUUCAAGUGUUUAGAUCUAAAAUACACAAAUCUUUGACUCAAGUUUUGUAACUAGUGCUUUAUCUUUGAUUUAAAGUAAUGUAUUACUCAGCUAAGUCACUUUUACAAAUGUCAAUUAAGAAAUUUCAAAUAGAAGAAUUAUUUAAUAAGCAGAAAGCUAAAUUUCUUUUAUAAAUACUAAUUAAACAAUAUUAUAAAAGAGAGUUAUGGAAGAGUAAAUCAAUCCAAGCUUAUAUAGUCAUUCUUUAAUUAUAUCUUACCAAUCUAGAUUAAAUAUUAACUAAAAUAGUAAUUUUACUUCAAUAAAUUGUAAUACAAACUGUAAUGGCGGAGCUAUUUAAGCUGUACAAAGCACUCUAAAUAUUCAAAACACCUUAUUUAAAUAAAUAAAGUCUACUUUUGGAGGUGCUGUGUUUAUUUAUGGAAUUAAUAACACCAAUAUUAUCUAAAAUACUUAAUUCUAAUAUUGUUAAGCCCAAAAUGAUGGAGGAGGAAUUUAUUUAUUUGCUUUGUAAAAUGACAAAUUUAAAUUAAAUAUUUCUGAAAGUCUACUUGAAAAUAAUUCAUGUGGUUAAAGAGGAGGCGGAAUUUUUAUUUAUUCAGAAACCCUAAACUCUCCAAAUCAGUAAAUAAAAUUAUAAAACUCAUAAAUUAUUCGUAACAAAGCAUCUGUAGGAGGUGGCAUAUUUUUAUAAAAUCUUUCUGCAGAUGUUUAAUAACAAAAUAUAAUAUCGAGCAAUACUGCUACAACGUAUGGAAGUGAUUAAUCUUCAUAUCCUACAAAGCUUAGAAUUAGUAAUAUUAAUUAAUUUUUGCAGGAAAAUAAUGGGAAAGUGAACAAAGAAUAAUUAGAGGUUCAUAAUUUUAGAAGCGGUGCAAAUUUAACAAGUAUAGAAUUUUAAUUUCUAAAUUAAAAAAAUGAAAUUAUUAUACCUAUUACUCCAGAAGAGGAAGAAUAAUUUUAGAUAAAUGUUUAAUUUGAUAUCAAAAGCCAAAACCUUUAAUCGUAUAUUGCAAGUGGUUAAACAUUCACUAAAUAUGAUCCAAAAUUAUAGAGCUUUGCUUUUAAUUAUAUUAAUCUAGUAGGAUUACCUGGUACUACUGCUUUUUUAUAAUUCUCUUCUCCAUAAAUCUAUAGCGUUGAUCCUUAAAGUGGAUAGUUUAUCUAAAAUUAUUCCUUUAAUAUCUUGAUUAAUUUCAGAAAUUGUGGACCUGGAGAGUAAAUUAAUAAAGUAGGAUAAGUCAAAGAAUGCUAGAUAUGUCCUGAGAAUUUUUAUUCAUUUAAUGUAGAAAACUGCAAAGCCUGUCCUGAUGGGGCUGAAUGUCAUGGUAGUACAAAUUUAAUUACUAAAUUAGGAUAUUGGAGGAGAUCAAAUGAUAGUGAUAUCAUUUUAAAAUGCUCUAAUUUACUUAAAAAUUGUAAUGGAGGUAGUUAUGGAGAUAACAUUUGCUAUGAGGGUCAUAUAGGAGCCCUUUGUGAAGAAUGCGAUAUUUAUGGAGAAUAUUGGUCACAAACUUAUUCCAAAUCUUCUAAAUUCUCUUGUACUAGAUGUGACUAAAUUUAAGGAAAUAUAUGGAUAGUUAGUUUAAUGACAAUUUGGACUUUAAUUUCUAUGGUUUUAGCAAUAAAAGGUAAUAUAGAAAUUCUAUAAGAAAAAGCAGCUGCUUUGGUAUUACAAAAAAAUCUAAGAGGAAGAAAAAAGCUAUAUUAGAAUUUGUAGCGAAAUGACAAAAAUAAAUCUACCAAUAUUUAUUUAUCAUCCACUUUAAAGAACAAGAAUUAAAUGCAGUAUUAAUCAUAACCUACUUCAGAUUAAGAGAAAUCUGGAGUCUUUAUAAAAAUGUUAACAAACUACAUAUAAAUUGUUGGAUCAAUCGCAACAUUUAAUUUAUCAAUUCCAUCAGGAAUUUUUGAAUUCCCAUAAUCUGUGGGUUAGCCUUUGAAAUAAACCAUGAAUUCUCUAGACUGUGCUUUAGAAGGAUUCAGUACUCAGAUACCUAUAAUUUAUAUGAGAUUGCUAUUUUCUCUGCUCAUACCAAUAAUUUACAUGUUUUUAUUUCUAUUUUGCAUGGCUAUUUACCACUUUUUGAAAAAGUUAAUGACUAUUUGCUAAAAAAAAGAAAUCAAAAACUAUUAUUUUCCUUGGUAUAUUAUGACUACAGCAAUAAUUUUCUUAAUUAUUUAUGUAUAGCCUGACUUGGUUGCAUAAAUUAUUGCAUUAUUAUCAUGUAGAUAAAUAGGAGAUACUAAAUAUAUCUUAUCUAAUGUUUCGUUCGUAUGCUACACAGAAUAACACUUUUACUAUGCUUUUGUAUUGUUACUUCCAUUACUGCUUAUGUGGGUUGUUAUUUUACCUUUAAUUUUGUUUUUAGCAUUGAAAAGAAAUAAAAAGAAUUUAGAAUCAAUCUAAAUAAAAUUAAAGUAUGGAUUUCUUUACAAAGAAUAUUAAAACUAUGCAUAUUACUGGGAAUUUGUUAAAAUGGCAGUGAAAUUAGUAAUUAUACUGGCCUUAAAUUUUUACUCAUAAAGCAUUGUUACUAAAGGUGUGCUAGUCUUCAUAGUGAUUACUGCUUAUGGUAUUCUCUCUCUCAUAAUACAUCCGUACUAAGAGUCAGACAUAAAUGAAAUAGAUGUUAAUUCGACUAAUGUUUGUGCUUUAACAGUUUUACUAGGAAUAUUUAUUUAUAACAAUCCUUUUGACUACUUUGUUUACUCUUCAUUUGCUAUAAUAGCCAUUGUAAAUUUCUUUUUAUUGAUUACUAAAUAUAUUUAAUCUUUUUUGACUAUAGAAAAUUAAUUCGGACACUAUCUAAGAUCAAGUGAAGAAUUCUAGCUGCUAGAAUAAUAUUAAGGAAAUAAGAUUCAAAGAUAUUCUGAAAAAUAAAUGAGAAGUUAAAAUGAAGAAGAUUUCAUAAAUAAUUAAAAUGAUGAUUAAAACAAUUAAAAAUAUAUUCCUACAAUUCAAUUAGAUACGCUACAAAAUUUCAAUAAUUUUAACACAGAAACUGCUAUUUAAUAUGAAACAAAAGAUGUUGGAACAAGUAGACUAAGAUAGCAAUAAUCCAAUUAGUAGCUUAUUUAAUUUCAUUCAAGCACUUCUAUUUAAAAUUAAAAGAGCUCAAAUAAUUAAAAUCUAAAUAAUGGAAACACCUCAAUAUAAUUAACAAAUUAUAGCCAAUAAAACAAAACAAAAAUGACUAAAUAACAAAAGAUGCAUAAAAACGUUCAAAUAGAAUCAAACAAUCCUACAAAUUAUGAAAAAAACGAAUAAGAUAUAAUUAUAUUUUCUUUAGAUGAUUUAGAUGCUUAAAAUAAUUUUUAAAGUGAGUUUUUCUCAGAACAAUAAAAUGAAAAUAAAAAAUAAAUUUCAAGCAAAUAAUCAAACUUAGAAAAAUAAAGUAAUGAAGAGUCUUUGUAUUAAGAUCCUAAUAGUAUAUAAUAAAUUGCUAGUAGCACAGUUAAUUAUUAAGAAAUUGCAAUAAAUUAACUAGAAACCAUAAACAAUUUAGAAAAUAAAUAAAAAAAUUCCUAAAUUUCCAUAAUAGAGAAUAAAAUAACAUAAAAUAUUUAAGAGGUUAUUUAAUUUUCAGAAGAAGAUUCAAUCUAUAAUUAAGAUUAAUAUGAUGAGUAGAUUUAAAAUAAUAGCAAAUAAUCAUAAAAAGAAAUAGAAGAUAAAAUCAAUAUAUAAAAUAAUGGGAACUGUGAUCUUGAGUAUAAAAAAUGUUAAAGCUAAUUUGAGGAUGAUAUAGUAAAUAAAGAUUUGAUAUAAUUUUCUUAAAAUGAAAUUAACUUCUAGUAGAAUUAAUAAGAUUAAAAAGAUAUAGUGGAAAAUUUCUGA